GAUGUACGAAUGCAGCAGACGUGUACAUGCGGCCGGGGCCAGCGACGUGCUGCGUGUGCAGUACAUUAUGGGGCAUGAGAGUAGCAAACAGUAGGACUCUAGGAGUAGGUUGGUCGUUGGUCCGAAUGGCUCCGGAUUUAAUGCGGAAUUCUGCUCCAUGGAACGCCAAAAACAACGACACCAGCCGCGGCGGCAAGCGCACGCCCACCUGUCCAACCGCGCCUCAGCCAAACCAAACCCAACGCCGCCCGCCCGCCCGCCUUCUCCUCGCAACGCCGCGGCGGCGGCAGCCUGCCUGUCUUUGACUAAGGAGAGGAGGGAUGAGGUGCGUCGUCGCUCGGUGGCCAGCGAAGUGAGUUUCCGAGGGAGGGCUAGAGAGAUCGAUGCGGGGCUCGGCGGCGGCACUGCUGCUCCUGCCGUGGAUGCUGCUGCAUGCGGCAGCCGCGAGCAACGGGAGCUGCGCGCGGAGCUGCGGGAACUUGACGGUGCAGUACCCGUUCGGCUUCUCCCCCGGCUGCGAGAUACCGCUCGGGUGCGACGACCAGGCGAACGGCACCGCGUGGGUCGGCGGCGCGCGCGAGCUGGGCCUGCUGGUGCACAACGUCACGGCGCGCGCCGUCGUGCUCGCCUUGCCCCAGGACUGCUCCCGCGGACUCAACGCCUCCAUCCAGGCGCUCUUCUCGAGGAGCUACGCGCCUGGCUCGCAGAACGCGCUCGUUGUGAGCAAGUGUAGCCCGGCUUCGCCGUCGCAUACCACCAACUGCAGCGACGGCGACAGGUACCUGGACAGGUCGUCCCAGUGCAACACCACCGCCGAGCCCAUCCGCUGCGUCCUGCCACCAGGACCACCAGCGAUCAGCGGCGGUAGCGACCAACGUUUCUUGGACAGAACCGAGAUGCGGGAGCUCGUCUCGGAAUGCGCCAGGCUGGUGUCGGCGGCGAGCUACUGGGACGCGCCGGCGCCGGCGCCGGCGCCGGCGCUGCUUCUGGGCGUGAUGGAACUGGAGUGGUGGGUGGUGGGCGAGACGUGCCGCUGCUCGCGCCACGCUAACUGCAACCGGGUCACCACGCCGAUCGCUGGGCAACAGGCGUUCCGGUGCGAGUGCCCCGAGGGGUACGACGGCGACGGCUUCGCCGACGGCACCGGUUGCCGGAGAGCUCCAAAAUGCAAUCCUUCAAAAUACUUAUCUGGAGAUUGUGGCAAGACGAUCCAAAUCACCCUUCUCGUGGCAGGGAUCAUGUUUGGCGCCAUGGUGAUGGGCCUGACCUGCCUGGCGUACCAAUUUCUGAAGCGCCGGUCCGCGUACAUCCGUACGAAGCGCAGCACGAAGCGGUUCCUGUCCGAGGCCUCCUGCGCGGUGCCCCUGUACUCGUACCGCGAGAUCGAGCGCGCCACCGGCGGCUUCUCCGAGGAGAAGCGGCUGGGCACGGGCGCCUACGGCACCGUGUACGCGGGGCGGCUGAGCGACGACCGCCAGGUGGCCGUGAAGCGGAUCCGGCCGCGCGACAACGGCGGCGGGGUGGACUGCGUGGUGAACGAGGUGAAGCUGCUGUCGUGCGUGUGCCACGGCAACCUGGUCCGCCUCCUGGGCUGCUGCAUCGAGCAGGGGCAGCAGAUCCUGGUGUACGAGUUCAUGCCCAACGGCACCCUGGCGCAGCACCUGCAGCGGGAGCGAGGCGCCGCCGCGAUGCCCUGGACGGUCCGCCUCCGCAUCGCCGCCGAGACGGCCAAGGCCAUCGCGUACCUGCACUCGGAGGUGCACCCGCCCAUCUACCACCGCGACGUCAAGUCCAGCAACAUCCUGCUGGACUACGAGUACAACUCCAAGGUCGCCGACUUCGGGCUGUCGCGGAUGGGCAACAUGGGCAUGGGGGACUCGUCGCACAUCUCCACGGCGCCGCAGGGCACGCCGGGGUACGUGGACCCGCAGUACCACCAGAACUUCCACCUCUCCGACAGGAGCGACGUCUACAGCUUCGGCGUCGUGCUCGUGGAGAUCAUCACCGCCAUGAAGGCCGUCGACUUCGCCAGGGCGCCCAGCGAGGUGAACCUGGCGCAGCUCGCCGUGGACAGGAUCGGCAGGGGCUGCGUCGACGACAUCGUCGACCCGUACCUGGACCCGCACAGGGACGCCUGGACGCUCUCGUCCAUCCACAAGGUGGCCGAGCUGGCGUUCCGGUGCCUGGCGUUCCACAGCGAGAUGAGGCCGUCCAUGACCGAGGUCGCCGACGAGCUGGAGCAGAUACAGCUCAGCGGGUGGGCGCCGUCGGCUGACGACGCCGCGUUCAUGUCGACGUCGUCGUCGAUCUCCUCGUCCGUAGCGUCGACGCGCGGCACGGACAGGUCGUCGUGGGGUGCCGGCAGAAGCCGGACGGAGAGGGCCGCGGUGAAGGCGUCGUUGGUCGUGCAAGAGACGGCGGCGAAGGGUGCAGUGGAGUCCCCUGUGUCCGUGCAGGACAGGUGGUUCAGCGAGAGGAGCUCCCCUUCCUCCAACAGCUUGCUGGGCAAUAAUUGUUCCCUGCACUGAACUGAAACAUCCGACUGCUCAUCUUCUAUGCUCCAAGUUUAAGCUAGCUAGCUUAGGGGCCUCUUUGGGUUGGGGUGACUAACUUUAGUCACUUUUAGUCCAUAAAAUGUCAAAAGGAUGACUAAAAGGUAACUAAACUUUAGUUCAGGAACCAAACAGGGUAUACAUUUAAGAACGAUGCAUCUGUUGAUCUGUUCUUGCGCAUCGUACGUUCCCUCUUCCCUCCCGUUAAUCUGGGAGUAUCUGUACAUGAAAUUCAGUCUUGGGCGGUUGGGCCUGGCUAAGAACAGAGCCAAGGCAGCAAUUGGUUGAGGGUGUAGAUAUACAUACAGGCCACCUAAGUUCAAAGUCUUCUGCAUCGAUUCGAAUUUUGAUAUUUAGGCCUUGUUCA
Sorghum bicolor (sorghum) is the source of this 2919-nucleotide messenger RNA. RefSeq names its product wall-associated receptor kinase-like 14. Gene Ontology annotation, biological process: protein phosphorylation. Bases 384 to 2528 code for a protein of 714 amino acids. Gene Ontology annotation, molecular function: ATP binding; protein kinase activity. Lineage: Eukaryota; Viridiplantae; Streptophyta; Magnoliopsida; Poales; Poaceae. The transcript has 3 exons. The record is from RefSeq and is a predicted model, not a curated record.